CAACAACUCUAUUCACCCCCCUCUAGAGUUGCACGCCUUGUCUAACAAUUGGUAUCGGAGCGGGUAUCUCUAAUGCUCCUUGUGACGUUUGAGGAAACGAUCAAUUUUUUUUUGAGAAUGUUGAACGCGGGGAUAAGAGAAGGGAAAUCCACCGUAAGGUCACCAUUUUUUGAUGGAACGAAUUACUCCUAUUGGAAGGAGCGUAUGAGAAUUUUUGUUCAAUCUAAUAACUUUAAAAUUUGGCUUGCUAUCAAGAAUGGAGAUAGCUUGCCAAUGAAGAAGAUAGGCGACACACUCAUCCCGAAGGACGAGGAUGAAUAUGAUGAAGCCGAUCUUAAGAAGGCUCAAUUAAAUGCCACCGCCAUCAACUUCUUGUAUUGUGCUGUCAACGCCAACGAUUAUCAAAAGAUAUCUCGUUGCCAAACCGCCAAUCAAAUGUGGAACAAGCUCAUGAUCACAUACGAAG
Molecule: messenger RNA, 466 nt
Organism: Cuscuta campestris
Lineage: Eukaryota; Viridiplantae; Streptophyta; Magnoliopsida; Solanales; Convolvulaceae
Source: the annotation of a GenBank genome assembly